This is a messenger RNA of Budorcas taxicolor (takin), 948 nucleotides long. RefSeq names its product olfactory receptor 10V1-like. The transcript has a single exon. Gene Ontology annotation, biological process: G protein-coupled receptor signaling pathway. Bases 1 to 948 code for a protein of 315 amino acids. NCBI's taxonomy places the organism in Eukaryota, Metazoa, Chordata, Mammalia, Artiodactyla, Bovidae. Gene Ontology annotation, cellular component: membrane. The record is from RefSeq and is a predicted model, not a curated record. Gene Ontology annotation, molecular function: olfactory receptor activity; G protein-coupled receptor activity.
AUGGACCACAUGGAGGAUUCGAACCAGACUGGGAUGAUGAUUCGCUUCCACUUCCGCCCCUUCUCCAGACUCCCUGAGGUUCAGAUGCUGACUUUCGUGGCCUUCCUGACUGUGCACCUGGUCAGCGUUGGUGGCAGCGUCUCCAUUUUGCUCAUCGUCUGGACCCGCCGCUCUCUGCGCACCCCUAUGUACCUCUUCCUGGCCAGCUUGGCGGCUCUGGAGACCUGCUGCUCCUCCACCAUUGCCCCUCUGACGCUGGCCAGCACCCUGUCCCCGGGGAGAGCCCUCGUCUCCCCGGCUGGCUGCGGUGCCCAGAUGUUCUGCAUCUUCCUGGGCAGCGCUGACUGGAUCCUGCUGGCCGUCAUGGCCUAUGACAGGUUCGUGGCCAUCUGCCCCCCUCUGCGUUACAGCCUCAGGAUGAGCUGGCAGCGGUGUGCCCGACUGGCCCUGGGCUCCCUGGUGCUGGGGUUCAUCUUGGCCACGCAGCUGACUGUGCUCAUCUUCCGACUCCCCUUCUGCAGCAGCAAGGAGAUCAGCGUGUUCUACUGUGACGUCCUGCCCGUCAUGAGACUGGCCUGUGCGGACACCCGGGUCCACGAGGCCACGCUUUUCAUGGUGAGUGUCGCCGUCCUUGCCCUCCCCUUCCUGCUGAUCACCCUGUCCUAUGUCUUCAUCGAGGCCGCCAUCCUGAAGAUACGCUCUGCAGAGGGGAGGCGGAAGGCCUUCUCCACCCGCUCCUCCCACAUGACCGUGGUUCUGCUCCAGUAUGGAGGUACCAGCCUCAUCUACCUGUGCCCCAGCUCCAGCGACUCUCCAGAGAGGGGCCAAGUAGUGUCCAUGGUUUACACCUUCAUCACCCCUAUGCGGAACCCCCUGAUCUACAGUAUGAGGAAUCGAGAGCUUAAGCAUGCUUUGGAGAGAGCAGUGAUGAGGUUGCUGUCGUCCUAA